This is a messenger RNA of Sphaerulina musiva SO2202, 2668 nucleotides long. RefSeq lists its product as uncharacterized. The transcript has a single exon. NCBI's taxonomy places the organism in Eukaryota, Fungi, Ascomycota, Dothideomycetes, Mycosphaerellales, Mycosphaerellaceae. Gene Ontology annotation, cellular component: HAUS complex; mitotic spindle microtubule. The record is from RefSeq and is a predicted model, not a curated record. Gene Ontology annotation, biological process: spindle assembly. Gene Ontology annotation, molecular function: microtubule binding. Bases 112 to 2523 code for a protein of 803 amino acids.
GGCGAAGCGAAGGAGUGCAUAAGAAACCUCCUGUCGCCCACCCCUUCUGUCCUACUCCCUAGACUACCUUAUCCUCCCCGGAAAUGCACUUGCGACUUCAACAGCCACACCAUGAUCGAACGAGCGGCUUCGACGGCCUCUACUACGCAUAAACGGACCCUCUCCAAGCCGGCCGUCACUACCGAAAGCGGUAAUGGCAUUACUCGAGGUGGUACAAACACAUCUUCUGUCAUACCGCUCUUCAUACGGAACUGUCGCCUGCUCAACCUCGACCGCCUUUCCGACUGGCCUGCUGUCACACCUGCCAUUCUUGCUCAAGAUGCGCGCUCCAGAAUACGAUGUGCCGAGUGGUGCUUAUACCAGCUCUUUCGCAGAUACGACUCGGCCACGACCCAGGACAAGCUGCAGCCCUUCUUCCCCCCUCUGGAACCUCUACAGAGCAUUAACCUGAGAGCAGCGCUGUUUCGAUGUCUGAACGAGCUGAAGAAAGACGGGGUGCUGGGAAAGGAUACGGUCUUGCGGAAGUCAAUGCUGGACGACUGCCAGGGCGACAAGUUCUGGGAGCUAUGCUUGUCCUUCUCGGGACUCGUUUUGCGCAGGGUCACCGUGGAGAACAAGAACAGGCUGUCAUAUGAGAAGCCGUUCGCUGAGAAAAUUGGAACGAGGAAGAAUCUCAACACGAGGCAGAGAGACAGCAUGCUGCCACUUGCCAUUGCACACAAGGCCGCCCUGGCAAAAGUGCUUACUGAAAAGGAGCGCAAGAGGCAGACUUAUAACAGGCUAUUUGGAGCGCUCGCGGACAAGGAGGCUGAUCUGCGAGUGAGGAAGAUGGAUGUGCUCGAGCUGGCGGGGUCCAAGCGUCGAAGAUCACCUGACGGCAAUGUGGCACAAGAAGUAUUAGACAAGAAGUGGGCUGGCACCGAUGAUGUGCGCGAUGCUCUGCAGAACGGUCAUGUUUUAGCGAGCGACGAUAACCUCUUGACCAAAACGUUCAACGUCGUUUGGGAGGACAACAAGCAGAACAAUCUCUACAGAAUCGACCCCGCAGAGAACGGCCUUCUGUCAGAUCUCGAGGAUCGCACACGACAGCAGAAGCGAAGGCUUCAGCGAUGGCAGAGCUUCCAUGAGAAAUUGCUCAGCUGCAGGAUUCAACCUACGAAUAACGGAGAAGCUGAGACUGCUGCGAAGAGCCCACAAUUACGCUUCGACAAACAUCACAACCUCACAUUACGCGAUAUUGCAGACAACACCCACACUCCUGCUCCCAUCCGCCACAAAAAGCAUGUGAGUGCUGCCAAGUACGACGAAAUCCUGAAUGCUAUGCGUGAUGAGUUGCGCAAGAGGUCUGCAAACGAUCCCACGUCGCCCACGAAGCCAGUGCAGCGAGUGCGGAGACCAAGUCCCAAGCGAAAGAGCAUAUCGGUGGAUACCUCAGUACGGCCAUCGUCCGAAUAUCAUCAGCGAUCAAAUUCUCAGACUUCUGUGCCAAUACGCACCAUGUUUGGCAAACGCAUGACGUCUAGGUCACGAUCGUAUCAGCAGCCGAAGGUCAUCAAUCAGAGAGAACCGAUUCCCUUGAAGUCUGAGAUAUUCUCCCCACUGAAGACAGAUCGUGCAGGCUCAUCUUCACCAAGUCCUCGAACCUCUUUCGUUGCAUCGCCAAUAGACGAUGAAGACCAGGCUUUGGUGGGUGUGCCGCAACGAUAUCGACAGGGUAGCGAUGCUUCUGGAAAUGGUCCCGCGUCCUCCACCACGCCAAGUCGAGCUUCCUCUGGCAGGAACAGUCCUCGCGUGCCUUCGCGGUUGUCUAUCAGCGAGAGCUCUUCUGACAGUUCAGCGGUCGAGCCCACGCAACACCAAACAUUCUCCAGUAGAAAUCUGGAAGGAAUGGGUCGGAUUGCUCGACCCUCCUUGACAGACCGCACACGCAUGUCGAUGGCAUUCAAGAGCUUAGAGUCUAACGAGCUCAACACUGCUAUGUGUACGACAGGAAACGAAAUCAUGAACGAUAAUGAUGAAAAGAACGACAACAAUGCCUUACGAAUCGAUUCCCAUAUAGCCUCUGAUGAGACUGUCACCACACUCUCCACUCUAGAGGCAAAACCUACGCUCAAUCUGCAGGAACGUACACGCCAAUCUAUCUCGCUUGCACCGCAGUGUUCUGCACAGCCUAAGAAAGCCUCUCACAGCCGCUCACGCACAUCACAGAUCUUCCCUGUGAACCAGUUUGAGACGCCCGAAAAGCAGCAACCUCGAAGAUCAACGAUUACCCAACUGGGUGUCGGUGCUGUCGCCCCUGCCGGAGCGCUACGUGAGAAUCGAGACAUCACUCCACGAGAGAAGCUAUUCGAAGAAGAUGUCGAGUACUCUUCUGUAUUCAAGGCUAGACCGAAGUUGGCUAGGAGUCCGAAGCUGUCACCUUUUCCGGAUAGUGGGCACGGCAGCGUUGAAAGUGAAGGGCUGAAUCAUGUUGGCUCUGCAGAUGACGAUAUUGCUAUGUCUAGUCCGCUGACCGGGCGCUGAUACUUGGAGGCUGUGAGAUGGAGAAACAAGGAAGACGAAAUACCCCACGCGCAUGAAAUGAGAUGAGAUGAGAAUACUGAUAUGUUGCCCAAGAAUUUGUUUUACUGAUAGUGAGGAAGAAAUGGAAAGGAGUGAUGAUUAUCGA